Messenger RNA from Patiria miniata (bat star), 2785 nucleotides. RefSeq names its product collagen alpha-1(X) chain-like. Gene Ontology annotation, molecular function: protein binding. The transcript has 2 exons. NCBI's taxonomy places the organism in Eukaryota, Metazoa, Echinodermata, Asteroidea, Valvatida, Asterinidae. The record is from RefSeq and is a predicted model, not a curated record. The coding region runs from base 109 to 945 and encodes 278 amino acids.
AUUUAAGUCACAAGCUGCCGGCUCACUCCUCACAACGACCGCAGCUCAUGUCCACGUCCAGACAACAACCCGAGAGAACUGUUUGCAAGAUCGAACAAGAAUUACACGAUGAAGAUCUGCGUGGCCACCAUUCUGUCAAUCGCCCUCCUUCUGGGUAAUUCUGUCAAGCUCCGAGCUUCCGUUACUGGGCCAGUUCCCUCGGACGGGGAUGGGCCUGCGUCUCAGGUGUGUCAGCAGUGCUGCCAGGGACCUGCUGCAAUACCCGGCAUACCAGGUCUGCCUGGACCGGUGGGACAGAUGGGACCGUACGGUCAGCCGGGGUCAAAGGGCGACAAAGGUCAGCUAGGUCAAAAAGGCGAGAUUGGACGGGUUGGACCUAUGGGUGAUCGGGGAGCACCUGGGAACACUGGGUCUAAAGGUGAUGAUGGCAUUGGUCUGCCCGGCAAGAUAGGUCCGAGAGGCCCACCGGGUCUUGUUGGAGCAGCCGGAGAGGCUGGUGUCAAAGGUCAGAAGGGUGAGCCAGGGGAGACACCAGACGAUUCAAACCAGCGGGUAGCAUUCACCGUGGUGAGGACGAGCAGCUCGGAUACCUCUACGAGUCACGACACCCAUUUGCCCUUCCAGCAGACCGAGACGCUUCUGCCGGGUACCAGUUUCGAUCUCGAGAGCGGUACGUUCACCUGUAGUGUGCCGGGCACCUACGUAUUUACAUUUUCUGUUCUUAAGCAUAGCAACAGCGGUAGCCUUACCAUUCAUCUUGUUAAAAACAACCACAAGGUGAUUACCACCUAUGGUGAAGCAAAUCAACGUGGUCAGUUGUCUGGAAGCGCGGUGCUGGUUCUGCAGCGUGGAGAUACGGUGUAUGUUACCAUGCACGGUAGGGUGUAUGGUGGUUACUACACCUCAUUCAGCGGCUUCCUCCUUUACCCGGAGUCAAUUGAUUAAUUAGAAAUAAUCACCUCACGUAAAUAUAGGAGCAGUGCUGCCCCCCCCCCCUCCCCCUCCAACAAAAUGUUCGGUUUUUUUAUUUUGCCAAAAUAUUAACCAAUGAUUUAACAGAAAUAAUGUUCAAUUUAAUAAUAAUAAACCAAAUGUAUCCUAUGGGUACCAUUAACAGGUAUGAUAAAAAUGAUUAAUUUUAAAUACAUGUUUAGCAUUGAUAUAUCAAAACAGUUUACAUAACAUCAACACUACUUUUUUGAAAUCAUUAAAAAUAAGAUAAAAAUAAAACUCUCAUUUUUAGAAAAUAAUAUUUUAAGCCGCGAUUGAAAAAUUCCAAAUUCAAAAAUAUAUCUCAAUAAAGCUGAAAUCUGUUCCCUAGAUGUAUACAUUGUAAAAGCACAAUCCCUUUAUGCCUUGGUAAGCUUUGGACAAACUUUAGGGUGGCUGAACUUAACCCCGUCGCAGCUUUUAGUGCAAAUGUUAAACUCAUGAACUGAUCUCAACUCGACGGUUUGAAAACUAACCAAGGAUCUUGAAUUCAACCCUUACCGCAUUAUAACCGGGAGCCAAUGUAGUUACUGAAGUAUGGAUGCACAUCCGCUUAACGAUCUCUCCUUCUUGGGAUAACCAGUCGGACAGCAGCAUUCUAAAUAUGAUGUCAUUUCUUAAGCUGGUAAUCAUAUGAACCAAUAAAUAAGACAUAAUCUGUUCCUACAAUCUAAUCGGGAAUUUAGAUGCAUGGUUGAAUAAAUAAUGUAUUUGUUUACAUUUGCACCGCACAGUUCCGUAUAGGCAAUAAAUUUACAAUUUUGAGUGUUUGUUAUAAUUAGCUUUUCGUAGAAAAGUUUUGAGAGAUAUCAAACAAGUAUGUUGACAACAAUUAUACUUGUAUCCACUGUCGAAUGAAAGAUUAUUAGAAAAGCUUUAAUAACAAUGUGAACAAAUAAAAUAUUUGAGAAAACAUGUUAUUUGUUUACUUUUGUUAUGUGAACAUGCAUAAUAAGUAAUGACGAUUGUAAAACCUACAUAUUUCUGCAACGGUUGGGUUAUUCAUAGGUGGAUCGAGACUCGCCCCGAUAUCAUUAAUCCUCGGAAAGAUUUUGUUUCAUGCUGGAAAAAUGUAUGAAUUUCAAUUGCACCAUACAAUCGAAUGUAUUUUUUUUUAAAUGGAUAAAUGGGUGACGUUACGUAUCUUUUUCUUAUUAUUAUGAACCACGUCCGGCCUGUAUCGAAGUGCACCCCUAUGUGAUAUAAAAUUCUUUAUUUCUGAAAAAUUGUUUGAAAGAACUUGUUUAAGUUAGAGUUAGAGUUAAGUUCAAACUCAACAAGUUUUGAGUUUGAACUGUUUUUUGUUUGCUAUAUUAAUAGGUUUUUUUGGAGUGGAUCAAUAUUUGAUUUCACUUUGUAGAGAUAUUUGGCCAUUUUCGACUCUGCUUUUUGGAUGUUUGUGCAGCCAAAUUUUACAAUUUUUUUUAAAGAUUUUUUUACAGAUGUUUGAAAAGUUGUUAAAAAAGGAGGAUGCGAAGACGUAUGAGACACAGCAAUUCCUUUAUGUUUUCGUGUUUGCAAUGUUCACAGAAUAACAGCUUUAUAAAUAGCUGAAAUUUGCACUGCAUUUAAGCAUUUUUGCUGUGAUUUUUUUAAAGACCUCUUUAUUAAUUUGACAUGAGCAGCAUUUAAAAAACUGCAACAAUAUCAAAGUGUGGCUUCUGAAAGUAUUUUACAUAUUUAGAUGAACAAUGCUGAACCUAAAAUGGCACAGAAUGUAGCAUUGUGUGUCUUGUAAUUGUUUGUUUUAAUACAGGGUGAAUCCACACAAAAAAAGCGGAACCCAAAACCCCGA